Molecule: messenger RNA, 2130 nt
Organism: Cotesia congregata
Lineage: Eukaryota; Metazoa; Arthropoda; Insecta; Hymenoptera; Braconidae
Source: the annotation of a GenBank genome assembly
AUGAGUAAUUGGGGUGACAAUAGAUCACGAGGUGGCAGAGGUGGAAGAAGAGGAAACCAUGAUGGUUAUCAACGCCGUGAAUGGACAAAUUCUAAUCGUGAUAAUAAUAAUCAAGGACGAGAAUCUCGAGGUGGUAACGCGAGCUAUGGGAGUCAAGGACAAGACUCAAAUUUAGUGACGAUUCAAAUUCAGCAGAAAUUCGUUGGCAGAAUUAUUGGUCGUCAAGGUGCUACUAUUAAGGAUCUACAAGCUCAAUCUGGAGCUAACAUCAGUAUUGACAAGAGCACUGAUGGUAUUGGAACAUCAGUCAGGAUAACCGGCAGUGAAGAGGCGAGAGAAAAGGCACAGGAAUUGAUCAACAAUAUUACUAGCGAUGAUUCAUCAUACGGAUCUCGACAAGGUGAUAGACAACAGUCAUACGAUUCAAGACAAGACGACAGACAGUCAUACGGUUCCAGAUCAAAUGAUAGGCACUCUUAUGAGCAUCAAGAUGACCGUCAACCUUACGGUUCAGCAAAGUGGGAUAACGAUCAACAAAACCAAAGCCAAAAUUAUCAGCAGCCUCAAAGCCAAAAUUAUCAGCAGUCCCAAAGCCAAAAUUAUCAGAGGUCAUCAAACACUCAACGUAGCUGGCACCAACCUCAGCCAGAUACACAACAGCAAUUAUCUCAGCCUCAGGAAGAAGAGCGUGAUCCUUUAGAUUUCGGUGACUUUGAUUGGGCUGCUGUGAACGAAGAGCAAAAGAACUUUGAACAAGAGCGCUGGAAACACUUAAAACCACUGAAGAAAAAUUUCUACAUUGAAGAUCCUGAAAUCGCUAACAUGUCUCCGGAAGAAGCGGCUCGAAUCCGUCAGUCCAAGAACAACAUAGACUGUCGCGUUAUGAUUGAAGAUGUUGAGAAUCCCGAGAACAACAAAGUCCCGAACCCCGUGACGACAUUCGAGCAAGCGUUUCGUCACUAUCCAGAAAUUAUGGACGAGAUUCGCAAGCAAGGCUUCCAAGAACCUAGUCCAAUUCAGUGUCAAGCAUGGCCGGUUUUACUGAGUGGAAAGGAUAUGAUUGGAAUUGCCCAAACAGGUACUGGAAAAACUUUAGCGUUCUUGCUACCUGCUUUGAUUCACAUUGACGGACAAGAGACUCCUCGUGAUAAACGUGUCGGUCCUAAUGUCAUGAUAAUGGCCCCUACUAGAGAGUUAGCUCUGCAAAUUUACAGCGAAGUUCAAAAGUACAGCUACCGUGGUAUCAAAGCCACUUGCUUGUAUGGAGGAGGAAGCCGCAAAGAACAAGUCCUCAGUGUAGAAAAGGGUGUUAACAUUGUGAUUGCCACUCCCGGCAGAUUGAAUGAUCUCGUGAUGGCUGGUUCUCUCAAUUCGUACAUGAAUGACCCCAUCCAAGUUUACGUUGGCUCUCUAGACUUGGCUGCUACGCAUUCAGUGCGACAAACAAUUAGAAUUGUUGAUGAAUCUGAAAAAACUCAAGAACUCCACAACUUCUUUCAAAGUAUGGGAGAAAAAGACAAAGCAAUGGUUUUCUUCGGUAAAAAAGCGCGAGUUGAUGACUUGGCAAGUGAACUUGCUCUUAGCGGUGUAAAUGCACAAAGUAUUCAUGGUGGACGCGAACAAGCGGACAGAGAACAAGCUCUAGCUGACUUGAAAUCUGGCGAAGUAAAAAUUCUUCUUGCUACCGAUGUCGCUAGCCGCGGUAUUGAUAUUGAAGAUAUCACGCUUGUGUUUAAUUAUGAUUUCCCACGUGAUAUUGAAGAAUAUGUCCAUCGUGUUGGCCGUACUGGGCGCGCUGGUCGCUCUGGUGAGAGUAUUAGUCUUGUUACUCGUGGUGAUUGGGCUAUUGCUAAGCAACUGAUCGCUAUUUUAGAAGAAGCUAGUCAGGAAGUACCUGAAGAAUUAUUUAAAAUGUGCGAGCGUUAUGAUGCAUGGAAAGAGCGUAAGGCUCAGGAUAAAGAUUUAGCACGUAUGGACGCUCGUGGAGGUGGAGGAGGUCGCUACGGCGGCGAACGUGGUGGAGACAAUAACUCUUUCGGAGGCGGCGGAGGACGUGGAAGAGGUGGACGAGGAGGACGUGGAGGAGGCCGCGGUGGUCGAGGCCGUAACAAUUAUGAUUCAUUUUAUUAA